AUGCACACAGACCUUGCAACUGAUGCACUUGGAAGCGGCAUUGUCAAAGUCACCGAUGACUUCUUUGCUCCUGCUAUUCGUAUGCUCAAUCCUCUACCUCCAGUCAGUCGCCCUGAUAAGUUUGAUGAUAACGGUUCUUGGAUGGACGGUUGGGAGUCCAAGAGACACAACCAAACUUACGAUUGGGCUAUUAUUAGACUUGGUUUGCCUGGCACCAUCAAGGGUUUCGAUAUUGAUACUAGCUUUUUCACCGGUAACCAUGCUUCUGCUGCAUCUGUUGAAGCUGCUUACUGUCCCGAUUCCACUGGUCUCGAAGAGGACAUUCAUUGGGUCGAAAUUCUUCCCAAGGUCGACCUCGCCUCCAGUAGCCACAACAUUUUCGCUUUAGAGAAUGCCACCACUACAUAUACCCAUCUUCGUUUGAACAACUACCCCGACGGUGGUAUUGCUCGUUUCCGAGCAUACGGUGAUGUUCGUCCUCAGCCAGUGGAAAACAAAGACGAAUUGAUCGAUUUAGCUUCUGUUCAAUAUGGUGGCCGUUCUGUUCAAGUCAGUGAUGAACACUAUGGUCCUGGUGACUUUUUGAUCAUGCCUGGUAGAGGUAGAAACAUGGGAGAAGGAUGGCAAACUGCCCGUUCACGUGUCAAGGGCCAUGCUGACUUUGUUGUCCUCCGUUUGGGUGUUCCCGGCCACAUUUUACAAGCCGAAAUUGACACAACUCACUUCAAGGGCAACUACCCUCAUCAAAUCAAGUUGGAAGCUACAAACAGCAAGUUGAAUGUUCCCGAAGAAGAUGCUGAGUGGAUUACCAUCCUCGAGCCUUCCAGCACUGGACCCAACAAUAUCUUCCACUUCCAUACAGAAAACGCUGAUAAGGUCUUCACACAUGCUAAGGUUUCCAUCAUUCCUGAUGGCGGUAUUAAACGUGUUCGUUUGUACGGUAUCCCUGAAGGUGGCAAGCUUCCCGAAUCACCUAUU
Molecule: messenger RNA, 978 nt
Organism: Mycotypha africana
Lineage: Eukaryota; Fungi; Mucoromycota; Mucoromycetes; Mucorales; Mycotyphaceae
Product: allantoicase
Exons: 5
Biological process (GO): allantoin catabolic process
Molecular function (GO): allantoicase activity
Source: RefSeq, a predicted model, not a curated record